AUGGACUCGCUGAUACCGUUCACGACGUCCGGCUCGCUGGUCGACUGUGUGGACAGGAAGAUGCUCGUCGUCUUACGCGACGGCCGCAAGUUACAUGGCGUCCUACGCUCUUACGAUCAGUUUGCCAACCUCGUGCUCGAAGAUACCGUCGAGCGAAUAUAUUCCGGAAACACUCUUGCUGAACAGCGAUGUGGCCUGUUCCUAAUCAGAGGGGAGAAUGUUGUACUGCUAGGCGAGAUUGACCUUGAUCUGGAAGAUGACGUGCCACUGCAACAGGCCGACUUCGCGUUGCUCGAUGAACACCACCGGCAGGAAGCAGCGGAGAAGCGUGUACAAGAGGAGGCAAAGGCAAAGGUGCUAUAUGAACAAAAGGGGUUCUGCAAGGAAGGGGGUGAGGGCGAUAGUUAUUGA
This is a messenger RNA of Peniophora sp. CBMAI 1063, 411 nucleotides long. NCBI's taxonomy places the organism in Eukaryota, Fungi, Basidiomycota, Agaricomycetes, Russulales, Peniophoraceae. The record is from the annotation of a GenBank genome assembly.